CAGCUUUAUCAAUCCAUGGGUGGUCUUAUCUUUCUAUCUAUCUUUCUAUCUAUUGUUCCAUGGAUCCAUCCACCCACAUCAACCUCCAUCAACCUCGAAAGUAUGCUCUUGGGCAGUCUAGAGUGGGAGCGGGGCGUUAUCAGAGCCCAACACAAGAUACAUGGGGAGGGCAAGGAGCUCUAAAGAUAGAAUCGAGGUCUCAUGUACAUGCUGCGGCUGAGUGGAUGCGCCUGGCAUCUGCUGACCCACUCCCGAAGUCGAUGUGCCAACAGUUGGUGUGCAACAGACAUCAGCGCUUCGCGUUCUGAUCAUUCCGGCUUACGUUUGUUCUUUGUGCCACUGCCUCGUUCCAUGUCACAUGACAGGGUGGAACUUUCGAGAAGUUUUCAGGCUCCCAAAAGUGAGAUCUGUGUUGUAAAUCAUUAGGUAAGGCCACCUCCAAAAGUACCUUUCCAACUCGGAAUGGGGCAAUUCGCCGAUGAGGAUGCACACGUUUGAGUUUGCGCAGCAAGUGCUGGGAUUCAAAAGUGAAUCUAGCAGUCCGUGGAAGGCCAGGGCAAAGAUAUUUGUGUAAUAUUAAUGUUCUCCGUCGAGACGGAUUUUUCAGAUCCCCCUCCUUUCUUUCUUUCUAAGGCGACGAAGGAAACGAAGACGGUGUACUCUUUCGUUGCACUCGGCAGGAUGAUCACUCUAGCUAGCUAGGACAGGACGAUCUAUCUAUCUAGGCGAAGGGUCCCUUCGUUCCUCAGCAUCGCAGUCUCUUGCGAGCGAUGCGGAUGGUGCCAAGAAAAAGCAGCAGCAGCGGAACAUGUCUGUGGGCUCGGACCAAUCAUGACUCUUCUCUUGCAGAGCGAAGGAAAAGGUCUCCUUUUGCAGCAAGGGUGGGGGAGGGGCGGGGCUGGGCUGGGCUGGCGUGGCUUGGGAUGAAAGGGCUGCGGGAGGCGGUGCGAGGAGUAGGGCGAGCCGAGCCAAUGGGGGAUGGGGUUGUGGACAACUGGAUUCGAGGUCUACACGGAGGCGAGCAGCGAAACUAGAGACCGUGUCAGCUGGUGCGCUGAAAAACAUGCCUUAAGUUCUUUUGCUUCUUCACGAACAGAAGAACAUCCUCAUCGAAAUGAGGGAAAGGCUAGAGCGCAGGAGAAUUUAGGUAACAUGGUUGCUGAUUUUUUAUACCUUCUCGUAGCAGGCAUGAUGUCUGCAUCCUUCAGCAAAGUUGUUCCGUGUAAAUGGUUUUGCAUCUCUUGCGUAAUUGCUCUUCCCUUUUGCUCUGGCUGCGAUUGCCUUUUCGAGCCUCGGGCAGAAGUCACCGACAUCAGCUUUCACCCCCACCAUAAUUGGGACUCAAGUUAUGUGUCAACCCCCUUGUUCUAUGUCGGCAGGCAAGAGCUGGGUGCCCGCCCGAGACCCAACACACAGCAAACCUUUCGCCUCCAUGGAACACACCCCUCUAGGAAUCAUCUUCUUCCAUGAUACUUUGUGCAGUCUUCGACAGUGGACUGAACGUAUUACUUGGACUGACGCACGGUGCACCGACUGAGGGUUGAGCUAGUGUAGUAACAUUGGUUCCUCAACGCAGUUUUCAGAAAUUUCACAUACCCAUUUAUGACUAGACGCAUAUGAGAGUUUGUCAAGGUCAUGUGGCGCGAAUUAUAGCCGACACAAGGAAAAACAACCUGGCGAAUGAACUGUGCGUUGUGUAUGAGCCAUCAGAGUAGAUCAACCGUUUCCUUGACUUUGAACAUUGCAUAUGGCUUCUUCGG
Marchantia polymorpha subsp. ruderalis is the source of this 1760-nucleotide messenger RNA. The record is from the annotation of a GenBank genome assembly. Lineage: Eukaryota; Viridiplantae; Streptophyta; Marchantiopsida; Marchantiales; Marchantiaceae.